UGCCACUUGCUGGCAGCCAGGAUCUGCACCUCCUCCCAACCUCCCCAGCUGGGGCCAGGCAAGAGCCUCUGUUCCCUUGACUACACAGUACACAGAGCUACAGGAGCUGUGGGAGAUGUGCUCCAGCAGAGCUGGGAUGCCGAGUAACUACUCCUUUGGAUCAUGCCAACCCAGGAGGCUCUUUCCUCACUUCUAUCCCCCAAACCGGAUGGGGAACAACUUUCUCCCUCUUAGGGGAUUUCCUCACACAGGGCCUGGAAGUUACAUGACAGAUUCCUAUGGCUUGGCAUACAACUUAACCAAGAUUCCAACCAGUACAAAAGGAUAUACUCUUGGAGCCAGAACAGCUAUGAGGUUUAAGCCAGUCAACAAGGAAUUGACACUUCACCCAGGCAAGUACCAGAGAGUAGAAAAUUGGAAGGAAAAAACAAAGCAAAGUUUUGUUCCAUUUAAUGCCUUGAUGCCUCGAUUUCAGAGCUAUACAAAAGACAAUUUCCCUGGCCCUGGUGCAUACAACCCAGAGAAGAAACCACUUCCAAAAGUUACUUGGCCAAUAAAAUUUGGAUCUCCAGACUGGGCUCAGGUUCCAAGUCUACAGAAAAGAACUCUAAAAGCUGAGCUGUCCACAGACAAAGAAUUUAGAAAGCAUCGGAACCGAGUUGCUUACUUAAGCCUGUUUUACGAUUGAGAAGUGAUCACUUCCUUCACAUGCUUCUCCUGAUCACAGACUCUUCAGAAUAGAGGACAGACCUGCUCUUGGUCUACAUCACCAUGGCCCUCAUGUCUUUCAGCCCCGGAUCCAGAACGUGUUAAGGGGUUCACAACUGAGAUUUGUGAGCAUAAUAACUGGUUCCAAGUGUUCUGUCUCCUGCUGCUGGUUUAUGAUCUGGGGGUUCCUGGUGGGUGUUCAGGUGGAUGGUCUCAUUUGAGUGAAAUACUCUUGGGCCCUUGCCCUUUACUCACAACUCCCAGGGACCAGCCUUAUAUGUUCUACAACUAGCUCUGGUAAUAUAUAGCUGUUGGCCUAUAUGUAUUAAGAUUUUGGAUGGGAUGUGGGCUUGCUAGACAUGGAGGAUGCUUAAAAGUGGGUUAAAACAUUCCUGAUUUAAGAGCUCUUUCAAACUUUAGUAUGGAGUUGGAAGGCCCUGAGUUGGUUGCCUUUCCCAGACUAACAUAAAACACAGAGAACCAAAAAUUCCCCCCUCCGACUACAUCAUCUAUUUAAUCUGCUAGUCAACAUAUAUAUUGAGGUCAUGACUCCAUGUCAGUCAGUGUUAGGCACUAGAACAUAUUGGGAUUCAACUUACACUAAGUUGAUUAUACAGUGAAAGUAACUUUUCAAGUUUGUGUUGAGAAAGUUGAAGUGUUGAAACUUGACGCCCCUAGUUCCUUGAGGCUGGCCAGAAGUCUGAGACCUCCCCAGGUUGACUGCCCUUCAGUCUGAAUGACCUCUGGAACCUUAUAGCUAGCCCAAGGGUAUAAAGAUCACAAAGCAGAAGCCAUGUAUAAAGUACUUACCCAGACACUCUGGUCUGGUAGAUAGCCUUCUUAAUUUUCAACAUUAACUCUCAAGAAUGUAAUUUUUUCAUGAUUGGCCUUAAGUGUGGCCUAUUUUAUCUUUUAUUUUUCUGCAGUGUACAGUGCUGGGGAUUGAACCUAUGGGCACUUUACCAGUGAGCUACAUCCCCCGCCCUUUUUGUUUUUAUUUUGAGACAAGUUCUCACAAAGUUGCUGAGGCUGGCCUUGAACUUGCAAUCUUCCUGCCUCAGCCCUCCCAAGUCACUGGGAUUACAGAUGUGUGCCACCAUACACCCAGAUUUCUAGCUUAUUUUUUAAUGUGUAGGUCCUUUUGUACCCACUUAGACCUCUUAGUAAUUAUCCCCAAAACUCUGAAAGGGUCUGGAUUUCAAAGAGUGAGAAGCUGAUAGUGGCCACCGAAAAGUUCCAGCCCACUACAACCCUGAGAGCCACCCCACAGCAAGGGUUAGCUGGAGAAAAGGAUAGACAAAAACCUCCUGGGUGAAUGACCUUGGAUAAGACUAAUUCCAGAAGUGUGGGAGACCAACCUUACAGGUGACUGAGUCACACUCCCUGGCUGGGUGCUGAGGCACUCAGUUGCAGAAAUGUGGCAGAUCUUUCCCCACCCUUCUUGGGUCCCAGGAUUGGUGUCUCAUGUAUGGGUGUGUCUUGCUACAGCCCCAUGGGUGGAGCUAUGCUCACCUGUUCCUUUGUAAUAUAACCCCUUGCCCUGUUUAGGAUAGAAUCUUCCAUGGAAGUGCCCUAUGUGUGUCCCCUUCUCUUAUUGUGCCAUUGGGUGUGGCCUACCCAGGUGUCAGUCAACCUGCUGACAGUGGACAUCAUGAAGAUAGACUCAGCCCCCUGAAACCUGACCCCUUGCCUCAUUUAAAUAACUUCUCCUCAAUAGCUAUUCCCUUUCUCGGACUAUACCCAAAAGACCUAAAAAGAGCAUACUAUAGGGACAUAGUCUCAUCAAUGUUUAUAGCAGCACAAUUCACAAUAGCUAGACUGUGGAACCAACCUAGAUGCUCUUCAAUAGAUGAAUGUAUAAGAAAAAUGUGGCAUUUAUACCCUAAAAAGUAACAAGAUCAUGGCAUUUGCAGGGAAAUGGAUGGCAUUAGAGCAGAUUACACUAAGUGAAGUUAGCCACUCCCUAAAACACAAAUGCCGAAUGUCUUCUCUGAUAUAAGGGGGGUGACUCAAAAUGGGAUAGGGAGGAAGAGCAUGAGAAGAAGAUUACCACUAAAUAAGGAAGUGAGGUGGGAGGGAAAAGGAGGGAGAAGGGGAAUUGCACAGAAGAUGGAAGGAGACCCUCAUCGUUAUACAGAAUACAUGUAUGAUGUUGUGAGGAGGGGAAAAAAAAAGAAGUGUGUCACAUUACAUUGGGUAGAGAGAGGGGAGGGGAGGGGCAGGGGGGGAUAGGAAGGGCAACAGAAUAAAAUAGACAUUAUUAUGGCUGUAUGUAUAUAGGUGACUGUAUGAUCAAUGUGAUUCUGCAACCUGUACAAUCAGAAAAAUGAGAAAUUAUACCCCAUUUGAUUCAAAUGUAUGAAUUGUCAAGAUCAUUGUAUUGUCAUGUGUAGCUAAUAAAUAAAUAAAUAAAAGGGGUCAGUGCGUGCUCUCGAUCUCUCUCUUCCUGCGGACCCUUAAGGUCAGAGGAGCUGUCACAGCGACCCCAAAGAAAAAGGUAU
This is a messenger RNA of Marmota monax (woodchuck), 3209 nucleotides long. RefSeq names its product protein pitchfork-like. Gene Ontology annotation, molecular function: cytoskeletal protein binding. NCBI's taxonomy places the organism in Eukaryota, Metazoa, Chordata, Mammalia, Rodentia, Sciuridae. The coding region runs from base 116 to 688 and encodes 190 amino acids. The record is from RefSeq and is a predicted model, not a curated record. The transcript is spliced from 6 exons. Gene Ontology annotation, biological process: regulation of cell projection organization. Gene Ontology annotation, cellular component: ciliary basal body.